ACAUGUUCAGUAACUGUCGAAGUUAGCUUUCGAUUGCGAAUUCUGAAACCAAAAUGCAGAAGAAGACCAACAAAAGCUUCAGAAAAAUUAUCACUCUCUCAAUGUCUUUUUCGAUCUGGUUGUAAAAUCCCUCUUCGGAGCUACAAUUCCAAAUCAACAAUGGCGGGUCUCAAACGCCACUUUCUCCCUCUCCUCCUCCUCCUCUCCAUCGCCGCCCUCUUCUUCUACUCUUACCACCGUUCCACUGAUCUCUACCUCAACACCCCCAACCCUAACCCUAACCCUAAUUUCCCCUUUCGCCGCGAGUUUACCUUCAUCGUUAAGGUUUUAGCCUUCAACCGCCUCGAUUCCCUCACCCGCUGCCUCCGCUCCCUCGCCGCCGCCGACUACCUCUCCGAUCGCGUCCAUCUCCACAUUCACGUCGACCACUUCAAUGGCUCCGCUGAAGUGGAUCGCAAGCUGGGGGAAUCGCAUCGGAUUCUGGAAUUCGUUGACGGAUUCGAUUGGAAGUUCGGGGAGAAGAUCGUCCAUUAUCGGACGCAGAAUGCUGGAUUGCAGGCGCAGUGGCUGGAGGCCUGGUGGCCUAGCUCCGACGACGAGUUCGCCUUUGUUGUUGAGGAUGAUUUGGAGGUUUCUCCUUUUUACUACAAGUUUCUAAGGAGUUUGAUCCUCAAUUAUUACUACAAUGAUGCGAAUUUUCGUCCGUACAUCUAUGGAGCUUCUCUUCAACGACCAAGGUUUGUCCCAGGUAAACAUGGAAAUAAAAUGCAAUUGGAUAGUGGAACUCGACUAUUCUUGUACCAAUUGGUAGGUACUUGGGGUCAGCUUCUCUUUCCAAAACCAUGGAAAGAGUUCAGAUUGUGGUAUGACGACCACAAGGCCAAGGGUAUAAAGCCAUUUCUUGAUGGCAUGGUAACAACAGGAUGGUACAAAAAGAUGGGAGAAAGGAUAUGGACUCCUUGGUUUAUUAAAUUCAUUCAUUCUCGGGGCUAUUACAAUUUUUACACUAAUCUUUUACAUGAGAGAGCACUGAGUGUCUCUCACAGAGAUGCCGGUGUUAACUAUGGGAAAACUGCUGGGCCUGAUUCCCAUUUGUUGGAUGAAAACUCUCUUGAUUUCGACCUUUUGGAGAUGUGGCCGUUGAGUAACCUGAAAUGGUAUGAUUUCUGUUUCAGAGAAGUUCUUCCUGAAAGAGUUGUUAGGAGGUUCGAUGAACUUGGGUCUGUUCUUCACUCAGUGCAGAAACAGGAGACCAUUAUUCUUGUGAGCCUAUAUGGGGUACCUGAGAUGGUUACAAGGAACCUGCUCUGCAACUUUGAGAAGCUAAAUAUUUGGAACUGUAUAUUUAUUGGCCCCGAGUCAGAUUUCCUACUUGAACUUGUAAGAAAAGGACAUCCUGUGAUAAUUGGAGAUCUAUUUUUGAGGAGUGUGGUACCUCCCAAAAUGAUGGAUAUUCAAGAUUCCCAUACAGAACUGAUGCACACCAUUUUAGUCAAGGCCUAUGUGAUUAAGAAGUGCAUAGAAUUCGGGUACAGUUCUUUGGUGAUGGAGGGGAACAUGCUUCUUGUUGGUAGGUAUCCUUAUCUCGAGUUUGAUCACAACUCUGACUUCUUUGCUGGAAAGAGCUCGGACCUUUUCUUCAUUAGAAGCUCAACUUCUGCUCGAAAAAUUUGGGUUGAUAAGUUUAUCUCGGAUGUCGCAAUUACAGUGAACUCUUUGGUGAGUGAAAAAGAGACUACAAGUUUUGUGCAUGUAGUGGCCAACUUAUUGGUACAAAAGGGUGUGACAAUCAAGAGAGUUGAUGAGACAAGCUUUGGCGUUGAUAUUGCAAGCAGUGGUAAUGUUAAUCAAUUUUCUUUAGGGACUGGAAAAAAGAUUGUUUUCUGGUCUAGGAAGAUAGGUUCAGAUUUAGUUAGGAAGCGGCUUGAAGAAUUGGGUUUAUGGAUGGUAGAUGAUGACCUUUCUUGCAAGGCUGUUGUGUGUCACCAGUCAUAGCAUCUGUUGUGUUGUCUGAAUCAUGCCAUCAAAUUAUGGCAGGCAUAAUCAUCAAUUUUGACAAGUUUUAGUACGAUGCCAUUCAAUAUAAGUUGUCUUCUUGAUUAAUACUUGGGUAA
Molecule: messenger RNA, 2114 nt
Organism: Morus notabilis
Lineage: Eukaryota; Viridiplantae; Streptophyta; Magnoliopsida; Rosales; Moraceae
Exons: 3
Coding region: 160-1995 (611 amino acids)
Source: RefSeq, a predicted model, not a curated record